Molecule: messenger RNA, 16902 nt
Organism: Lineus longissimus
Lineage: Eukaryota; Metazoa; Nemertea; Pilidiophora; Heteronemertea; Lineidae
Product: hemicentin-1-like
Exons: 56
Coding region: 88-13506 (4472 amino acids)
Biological process (GO): homophilic cell-cell adhesion; synapse organization
Cellular component (GO): neuronal cell body; plasma membrane; axon
Molecular function (GO): axon guidance receptor activity; calcium ion binding
Source: RefSeq, a predicted model, not a curated record
AUCAUCGCGCCGUACAACAUCUCGGCGACGCCCGGGCACAGCGCGUUACUGACGUGUAUUGUUGCCUACAGUUCUGUCGAUUACAACAUGACCUGGUACCGAUUUAGAAACGGCGAGAAGGUGGCGAUCACAACCGACGACAAACAUCAGUUGUUUACGAAUGGAUCGGUUAUUGUCAAAGAUAUCGACGACACUGAUGAGGGUCGUUAUCUCUGCCGGGCUACAAAUGAGGGUGGCUUCAACGAGGAGUCGGUCUAUGUUAUGGUCAACAGACACCCUGUUGCCCUCGUCACACCACAGACCCGUAGUUUUGUGGUCGGUGAUUCCGUCAACUUCACUUGUACGUCGACCGGUUUCCCGACUCCGCGUUUUAAUUGGUUCCGCGACGGCCAGGGCCUCGUCGAGGGCAAGAAGAUCAUGUUCCCGCAGCCCGGAGUCAUCAUUCUCAAGGAUCUGAAUCGAGAGGACGCGGGGCAGUACGAGUGUCUGGCGUCAAAUCCUGCAGGAGAUGACACCAAGGUGGCCAUCUUGAACUAUAUGGAGGCUCCGAAGGUGAAGCCGGUUAGGCCACGUAGGCUGUUUGCCAGGGGAGACACGGCCACGCUGGUCUGUGAAGCGAUGGGUAUCCCACGACCCAAGAUUACAUGGUUCAAGGGAGAACAGAAGUUGGCCGACCUGUCAUUCAUCCAGGCAUUUGACAGUGAACUGUACAUCCUCGUCGUCCAGGACCAGGAUGCUGGAAGCUAUACCUGUGUGGCUACCAAUGAGGCUGGGGAAGAUUCUGCGACCAUUGAUCUCGAGAUAGGGUUGGCGCCCCGCAGUGGUGUACCUUUCUACAGUGUUGGAAUCGACAUCCAUGCCAAUGGAACGCUGCCGUGUGGCAUCACAGGCGACCCACCACCGCAGAUUCUCUGGACGCAUAAUAAUAACAAACCGGUCGAGGACGACCGGUUUACUCAACUACCGGAUGGAAGCCUGUUCGUGCAAAAGGCCCUUCUGAAGGAUGAGGGUCUGUACAUCUGUAAGGCCAGGAACGAACUCGGUGAGAAACAGGUCACCGCGCAGCUCUCCAUAACUGGCAUAGUUGUGCCAAAGAUUACGGCCUACACCAACACCAUCGAUAUUCCGAUCGGCCACGAGGUCCACCUCUCCUGCACCGUAACCGAGGGCAAUCCGCAGCCGACGCUCAUGUGGAUAAAGAAUCAAGACGUCUUGAAAGAUGGCGCUACUUAUGAUAUCGAUGACUUUGGUAACUUGCGGAUACAGAAGGUGCAGCCGGAGGAUGCUGGGGACUACACAUGUUUGGCAAGUAACGUUGGCGGGAAUGCAACGCAUACGAUGAGAGUCAGCGUCCAGGUGCCGCCAUCUAUCGAGGGACACGACGCCAACGGAGACUACAUCGUCAUCCAAGGCAACCCCAUCACCCUGCCGUGCAAGGUCACCGGCGACCCCCGGCCGCUGCUCCAGUGGACCAAGGAUGGCAACAGAAUACCUGUGACGGACCCCCACUACCUCAUUGGCGAGGACGGCAGUUUGAAUAUCUUCAGCGCCGACCCGCAGGAUACAGCCAUGUAUGCCUGUACCGCUCUCAACGUGGCCGGAAUUACGACCAAAUCGAUGACUCUAAUUGUUCAUGUUCGUCCGACAAUAAUCCGCGACCAAGAUGAAUACAUCGUUGUGAUCGAGUCUCCCCUCAUCGUCCCGUGCAUCGUCAACAGCGUGCCGAUUGCCGCCAUUACGUGGAAAAAAGAUGGCGUCGUUAUUCGGCCCGGUGACGAGCAUCGUACCAUUCUGCCCGAUAACUCGUUAGAGAUUGAGAGCGCUGAAAUCGGAGAUGUCGGACUCUACGAAUGUUUUGCAUCAAAUGUGGCCGGUAAUGCGAGCAAGGUUGUCUCAGUCGGUGUCCAAGUCCCUCCGAGAAUUAACAGUACCGGCACUACGGAUCAGAAGAUUGUGGUCGGUGGGAAGCCCGUUAUUCUAGAAUGUUUCGUCGCUGGCGAUCCUCCGCCAAAGAUACGAUGGCAGAAGAACCGAGUCGACAUCAACCCGUUCGAUCCCAACAACAUCGACUUCAUCCUGCAGGAUAACGGCGGCUUGUACAUCCAUCGCGCCACACCAGCACACACUGCCACCUAUACUUGUAUUGCGGAGAAUCCUGCUGGCCUCGCCACGAGAGAUAUCAAAUUGAUUAUUCAUGAAAAGCCUCGAAUUCCCAACACUCUACAGAACAACACUAGCAUUAUCGAAGACAAGAAGGCCCACCUGCCGUGUCCGGCAUCCGGUGUGCCUCCUCCUACCAUCUCCUGGUUCAAGGACGGCAAGCCGCUAAUACCGGAUAAGGAGGUGAAGAUGUUGGGCGAUGGCACGCUGGAGUUCUCAUCCGCCAAGGCGAAGGAUGCAGGCGUCUAUGUGUGCGUGGCGACUAAUAUCGCAGGCCAGACGCGUUACGUGAUUGAGUUUAAAGUCUUUGUACCACCAAAGUUCAACGACUCCGUCGACGGCGUCGACCCCAGGAUUCCAGAACGGCCGACGGUCAUCGUCAACAAUACGAUCACGAUGUCAUGUCCUGUCAGUGCCAUCCCACCGCCGCAGAUCACCUGGUUCAAAGAUGGCCGCCCGGUUAAUUACGUCACGAAUGAACUCGUCAGGAUAACGCCGGAUGGACGUAAUAUUACGAUUCCUCGAGCUCAGCUGACGGACGCGGGGCGAUUUACAUGUAUUGCUAGGAAUAUUGCUGGAGAGACGGAGAAAAACUUUGACUUGGAAGUUCUGAUUCCGCCAAGAAUUGACGAUAACAACCGCCUCGACACUUUCACCGUCAUCGUCAAGCGACCAAUCGUCUUAGACUGCCGCGUCCGGGGAAAACCCCCGCCGAAGAUCACGUGGAUAAGAGAUGGCGUCCGCAUCGACCUCCUUGACCCCAACGUCCGAAUCUUUUCCCAAGGUCGUAGAAUCGAGAUCAUCGAAUCUGAGGUCACGCACACCGGAUUUUACACCUGCCUCGCGGAAAGCGUCGCGGGUACAUCCGGCAAGAACUACUCAGUUGACGUUUUAGUCCCGCCGAACAUCCGAGAUUCGACGGGCGUGAAAAGGCCGUCCGUUAUCUCGAAUGAUUCUAUCGAGUUGGAUUGUACGGUUUUCGGCGUACCACUACCGGAAGUGAAGUGGUAUCGAGAUUCUCUGCCGUUAAAUACGAGUGACCCAAGGAUUGAAAUUUUGGAAAACGGCUACAAAUUGAAGGUGUCAUUUGCCAAGGUGCGGGAUUCGGCAAGAUAUAGCUGUCGGGCGGUGAAUGUCGCAGGACAGUCGGAGAAAUAUUUCGACUUGAACAUUUUGGUUCCUCCAAAGAUUACUCGUAAUGGCCUUGACCUCAACCCAAGUGUCAUCGUUGACAGAUCUGUUGUCAUCAGUUGCCCGGCAACCGGCGUACCGCCACCGGACAUCAUCUGGUAUCGCGACAACCAGCUUCUCAACGUCCGAUCGCAUCCUAACCUGUCGCUAUUGGCCGGAGGACGCCAACUCAGGAUCGUCAAUUCUAAAGUUUCUGACGCGGCUAUAUUCACUUGUAAAGUUGUAAAUAAAGCUGGCGAAGACGCGUUAGAUUUUGAUUUACAAGUUUAUGUUCCACCUCGCAUCGAUGUCAGCCAGAUCAGCCUACUCGAUAUGGAGGUCAUUGUCAACCGCUCCGUCAUAAUCCAGUGUCCGGCAACCGGAAUCCCCGCACCGGAAAUCAGUUGGUUCCACGACGGCCGCGAAAUCGACCCAAAGGUCCAGCAACAUUUCAAAUUAAAACGAGGCGGCCGGGAAUUGAUGAUCAAUAAUGUGCAGGUUGACGAUAGUGGGCGCUACGUCUGCAGGGCAACGAAUCCGGCCGGAACGGCUGAGCAGAUGUAUCAUUUGAAUGUGUUAGUUCCCCCACGCAUCGACGACACCAACCUCGACCGCUCGCCACAAAUCGUUGUGAACCGUUCCAUCACUCUCCAAUGUCCGGCGUACGGCACCCCACCGCCAGAUAUCACGUGGCUAAGGAACGGAAUCCCAUUACUGGCAUCCGGGAAGCCGCACAUCCGGGUGUUGAACGGCGGUAAAGAGAUCAAGAUAACGCGAGCGGCGGUAACAGAUAGCGCCCGCUAUACCUGUAUUGCUACAAAUAAAGCUGGCACUAGCGAUAUCGAUUUUGAUAUGGAUAUUAUAGUGCCGCCCUCUAUCGAUGGCCACAUCGACACCAACCCGCAGGUCAUCAAAGGUCGCACGAUGAUCCUAAACUGUCCGGCGUCGGGCAUCCCAUUCCCGAACAUCACGUGGAUGGUGAACAGGAACCCCAUCGUGGAGAGUCAGCGCUUUAAAAUCCUUGCCCAAGGACGCCAACUUGAGAUAAUCAGCACAAUGGUGGUGGAUAGUAAUCGAUAUACCUGUGUGGCUUCGAAUGCUGCUGGGCAGGCCUCCAAGGAUUUCAACGUCGAGGUCAUAGUUCCACCAACAAUUGACGAGGCGAACUUGGUGGACAACCCUAGGGUCAUAAGCAACCGUACCGUCAUCCUGGAAUGUCCGGUUUCCGGCACCCCGCCCCCGACUAUCAAAUGGUUGAAGGACGGCGUCAGACUUGUGGAGAAGAAGGGUCUAAAGGUUCUCUCCGCUGGGCGCCAGGUUGAGAUUCUGCAUGCCGCUGUGAUCGACACGGGGCGUUACACGUGUAUUGCAGCCAAUGAUGCUGGAGAAUUGAGGAGGACGUUUGGUUUGGAAGUUCUUGUCCCGCCGCAGAUUGAUGACCGUCUGCUGGACCUGAAUCCAUUCGUCAUUCAAAACCGCAGCGUUUACAUCGACUGCCCCGUGACCAGCAUCCCACAGCCGUCGUUCCUCUGGUCCAAGAAUGGCCAACCGCUCUUCGACUUUCCGUAUCCGAACUUGAAACUGUUGAAUAACGGGCGCCAGAUUCACGUGGUAAAGGCGCAGGUGUCUGAUGCUGGGGAUUACACGUGUUUGGCGACGAACGUGGCGGGCCAGCUUAGCAGGACUUUCAAGUUGGAAGUUUUGAUUCCGCCAAAAUUCAACGGAAGUGGCGAGACGUUGAGCCUGAGUGUCAUCAAGGGCCACUCUGUGGCCAUCGUCUGCCCGGCCAUAGGCACACCACCACCGACUGUCCUCUGGUUCAGAGAUGGCCUGCCACUCACCAUGGACCUAAACCCUCACAUGCAGCUUCAAGACAACGACAGGAUCCUCAAGAUUUUAAGCAGUCGCGUUGUCGAUAGGGCGCGUUAUGCCUGCCGGGCGCAUAAUCCUGCGGGCGAGGUUGAGAGGUAUUUCAACCUGGAUGUGUUGGUGCCCCCUCGCAUCAACGGCUCGGAAAAGAUACAAGAAAUGUCCGUCAUUGUGAACCGGGGUACCGUAAUCUCGUGUCCAGCUUCCGGGAUCCCUGCACCCAACAUCGACUGGUACUGGGAGGGGAAAAGGCUUACCGUUCUGUCCAAUCCGAACUUGCGCUUUUUGAGUGGCGGGCGCCAGCUGCAGAUCAUCAGCGCCCAGCUACUCGAUAUCGGACAGUAUAAGUGUGUGGCUUCGAACCAGGCCGGCAACGCUUCUAAGGAGUUCAUUCUUGGUGUUAUGGUUCCCCCAACAAUCGAAGAUGGACCGCCUAUCGUACAGGCCAGCCUCCACGCACGCACCCUCCUGCUCUGCGAGACGUUAGGCCUACCGGAGCCCGACAUACAGUGGGAGAAGAGCGGUGAACGCAUCCCGAACAACGGCGCCAACUACAGGAUGCAUCGGUCGGGCUCGUUGGAAUUCAGCAGCGUAACACUGGAGGAUUCUGGGAACUAUCGCUGUACUGCCACAAAUGAAGCCGGAGCUAAAUUUCGGGAUGUUCGGUUGGAAGUGCAAGUUCCACCAACAAUCCUCUCCCCGAGUCCAUACGAGGUGACCGUGGCCGUCGACAGCAGCGGCAUCCUGCCCUGUAAGACGUCUGGCGCGCCUAAACCGCGUAUCACCUGGCAGAAGGGAACAUCGGUACUCAACGGCGCUAACGGAUACAGCGUCGAGACUGACGGCUCCCUCGUCAUCCAGAAGGCGGGACUCCGUGAUGCUGGAAUCUACAUCUGCAUCGCCCAGAAUAACGCCGGUACGGCGCUGGGGCAGGUCAGGCUGGAAGUAGAAGUCCCGCCGAAGAUCGAGGACCAACAGAAGGACUACACGGUGAUCCAGGACCGCGAGAUUAUCCUACCUUGCCGGUCUAACGGCGUCCCCACGCCCAGGGUCUACUGGGAGAAGGAUGGCAACUUGAUAUCGCAGAGUGAUUUCAGAUACCGGGUCCUGCGGUCUGGCUGGCUGGCCAUCCCCAUCACUCGGACCCAAGACACCGGUCGAUAUAAAUGUAUAGCUGAGAACAACGCUGGGAAAGACACCAUCGAGAUCGCUCUCACAGUGCAAGUUCCGCCCCACAUCGAGGAGGCCCAACGCAUCUUCACCGUCAUCCAAGGCGAUGAGGCGCACUUACUCUGUCGGGCGAAGGGCGUACCCCCGCCGGCGGUGAUCUGGUACAGAGAUGGACGCCGCAUCGCCCCCGAUGACCCGAGGUUUAAGGUCCUGGACUCGGGUUCGCUGCAGUUCGCGGACGUCCAGCGAUCGGAUGGUGGCAGUUACAUCUGCUCCGCAUCUAAUCAGGCAGGCAGAGACACGGAACAGAUCAUCCUUAGGGUGCAAGUUCCGCCGUCGUUCACGCGUAUCCCACAAGACCAGGAGGUGAACGCCAAUGGACGCAUCGAGUUGGAAUGUGCCGCUGAAGGUAUCCCGAUUCCCGUGGUCUCCUGGCAGAAGAAUGGGACAGUCGUACCAUCCGCCCCUAGCAUCAAUGGUCGGAGUCGUCUGAAGAUUGAGGAUGCGAGGAAAGAGGACGGUGGAACCUACGUCUGUGUGGCCAUGAAUCCCGCUGGCUCCGGCAAGGUCAUCGCUGCCGUGUUCGUCAAAGUACCGCCGCGGGUCUUGAACCUGGACGAGACGCGUGCUGUGACCUUGGCCGAGAAGGUCGUCCUGCACUGCCCGGUGAGUGGCGACCCUCCUCUCACCAUCAUCUGGAUGAAGAACGGCCGCACGGUUCAGAUGGACAACCGGAUCAGUCAACUCCAGAACGGAUCGCUCGUCAUUUACGACUCUGUGAACUCCGAUGCCGGUGAAUAUAAGUGUGUCGUGACCAAUGACGCCGGAUCGUCCGAAGGAACAGCCACACUGACUGUGCAAAGGCCACCCGAUUUUAGCGUCGAACCCAAGAACACUCUGAUUGGCCAAGGGGAGACGACCAUCUUUAACUGCGUGGCGAGCGGCGAGCCGAAACCAUCCAUCAGAUGGCAGAAGGGGCGCGUGAGGCUAUCGAGCGGGGACCGGCUGACCAUCAUGCCCAAUAACUCACUUAGAAUUGUUGCCACGCAGUUAGAGGAUGCUGGAGUGUAUGUUUGUAUCGCGAGAAACAGCAGAGGGUCAAUCUUGGUCCAAGCUGAACUCACCGUACAAGUGCACGGUGGCUUUUCCACUUGGUCCGCUUGGGGCGACUGUAGCGUCACCUGUGGACAGGGAACGCAGUUCCGCUCCCGGACAUGUGACAACCCAGCGCCGCUAAACGGCGGCAGGAACUGCAAUGGCGGGAAAAAACAGUCGCAGACGUGCUUCGUAGAAGGAUGUCAGACGGACGGCCAGUGGGGAGAGUGGGGAUCUUGGGAGGAGUGCUCGAUGACGUGUGGCGAGGGUGAACGCGUCCGGACGAGGAAGUGUGACAGCCCUGCUCCGGCGUAUGGAGGAGAGCAGUGCGUCGGCGCCGCGGUCGAGAAAGCCAUAUGUAACGUCCGGUCGUGCCCGAUUGACGGAAACUGGGGCACAUGGUCACAGUGGGGCGGUUGUAGCGUGACGUGCGGUCAGGGCACCCAGGAGAGACAUCGGCGAUGCGACUCGCCACAGGCCCAACACGGUGGAAGGAAAUGUCCUGGAUCGGAGUUGGAGCGCCGGACGUGUACGGUUCGGAACUGUGAAACUGACGGCAACUGGGGCCAAUGGCAGCAAUGGUCGUCCUGCACUUUCUCUUGCGGCGGGGGAACCCGACAGAGGGUGCGAUUAUGUAACAGCCCGCCCCCCAGCAUCAACGGCCGCUUCUGUCCCGGGGAGGACCUACAGAAAGACUAUUGUAAUAGUGAAGACUGCCCAGUUCACGGCAACUGGGCCGCUUGGGGCAGCUGGGGAGAGUGCAGCGCCACCUGUGGGGGAGGCAGCAGGAAGCGAUUCCGUACUUGUAGCGACCCGUCUGCGAUGAACGGCGGCCGGACGUGCGCCGGCGAGGCGUUGAGUACCGAACAGUGCAGCCCUGAUGAGUGUCCGGUUGACAGCCUCUGGAAUAAUUGGGGCCUUUGGUCUGCGUGUUCUGUCACGUGUGGCGAAGGGACACGGGAACGAUCGCGCACGUGUACGCCACCCAAGUUCGGAGGUCAACAGUGCCUUGGCGAUGGAAAACAGGUCAACAAGUGCCAGAAGGCAAAAUGUGCUGCCAAAACCGUCAGACGAGCCAUAGGAAGUGUUCUGGGAAAUAUAAACGACCGUGAUUUCGGUAUCUCACAGCUUAUCGCUGACGUGGUUGUUGGUGACGAGUUUGCGACCAUCACGGCGAAAAUCAACAAGAUACCAAAAUCGAUUGGUCCACUGAUGCAACAUUUGGUGUCGAUAUUGACUCCAAUCUAUUGGACAUCUGCCAAGGAGAUAGGUGGCGCUGCUAAUGGAUUCACGUUGACGAAGGGUCAUUUCGAUCGAGAGGUCCAAGUAGAGUUUGCAACUGGCGAGAUCUUGCGCAUGACGCACGUGGCACAAGGAAUCGGCAAGGACGGCAACCUUGACCUCGACAUCAUCGUGACCGGUUACGUGCCGGACUUCCCCGGUAGCGCUAAAAUAGCCGUCGAACCGUACACGGAGGAAUAUAUACAGACAGGACCAGGUUCGAUCUACGCCUAUUCCUCUCGCAUCUUCCGUAUCAACGGACACAGCCUCCCGUACGCCUGGAACCACAGCAUCUCGUACGACACAUCGCGUGGGAAGAUGCCAUUCCUCGUCGAGAGUCUGCAGACCGACGACAUCACCGUACUAUAUGACGUCAGUAAGGAGACGCUCGAAUAUCAGCUCAAGGCUUUCAUUAUGAGAGGAGACCCCAGCAACCGAUGUCCCGACGGUUUCAACCUCAACACGAACGGCCCGUACUGCGAAGAUAGCAAUGAAUGCCGCAGUGACCCGCGACCGUGCAGCCAUUAUUGCCACAACUCCCCGGGGAGCUUCUCGUGUUCUUGUCCGUUCGGUUUGACGUUGGGCGCCGAUGGGAAAACAUGCAAAGACAUCAACGAGUGCGACCUUCGUAUCGCCCGCUGCCAUCAGGGCCAGGAAUGUAUUAAUACGGCCGGCUCCUAUCGGUGUGCCGUCAAAUGUGGCGACGGGUUUAGGCGCACGUCUGGCGGAUUGUCGUGUCAAGAUAUCAACGAGUGUCAAGAAGAGCCUAACGUCUGUGACCAGCAGUGCCUCAACAGAAUUGGAAGUUAUCGUUGUGCUUGUCGUCGUGGUUACCGCCUCAUUCCGCCAAACAGAUGUGUUGAUGUUGAUGAGUGUGCGCUCGGUUCACCCUGUAGUCAUCUCUGUGCAAACACGGCCGGCAGCUAUCGCUGUUCCUGUCCGGCUGGAUACCGACUGAUUGGUGGACAAGAAUGUCGAGAUAUUGAUGAGUGCAGCCAAGGUCUCCAUGACUGUGAGGUGGCUCAGGAGUGUAGGAAUACACUGGGAGGCUUCACGUGUGUCGACACCUGUCCUAAUGGACUGAAAAGGGCCAAGAAUGGCACAUGUGUUGAUAUUGACGAAUGUGCAUUGUCACGUAACCAGUGUUUCUACAACCAGAUCUGCGUCAACACCGUCGGUUCGUACCAUUGUAAAUGUCCAAUUGGUUACAUCUCGAGUGGGGCCGGACAGCCCUGUGUUGACAUCGACGAGUGUUCGUUGACUCCAAGUCCCUGUGCAUAUCGCUGCCGUAACCUCGAUGGCUCGUACGAGUGCCUGUGUCCACCAGGACAAAAACUACUUUCCGACAAGAAAUCUUGUGCGGGUCUGACAUUCAUCGGACCGGCGCAAGUAGACAGGGUCAACUCGGAAGCGCAACCAAAAUGUCCUGGAGGAUACGUCUAUAACUAUAACACCCAAAGAUGCACGCGGAGAUUCUCCAGCCUCAUUAUGGAUCAGGCGCCGAGAAUAAUGACGUGCCCAUCGGGUCGGCACAGGGUGAACGGGCGCUGCGUCCGAAAAAUGGAUAUCAAUAACGGCGCUCAUACUCUCUGCGCCAGGGGGUACUCGUUUAAAAAUGGCCGGUGCGUCGCGAGGAGUUUGCUCCUGAGGAUAUCGAAUCUGAGGUGUCCACCGAAUCAGCAAUUGCGGUUGGGCCGCUGCAUGAAGAUAAGCCGACGUGAUUUGGACGUGCUCUGCCCGGGAGGAUACUGGUUCCAGUUGGGAAAAUGUUUGCCGGGUGGAGAAGAAUCGGAGGUAGGGGAAGAGCCGCAAAGGUUUGGAACAGGUCAAGGGCGCUUUGGAACAGGUCAAGGUCAAUCUCAAGGUCGCUCUGGAACAGGUCAAGGUCGUUUUGGAACAGGUCGAGGUCAGGGUCGCUCUGGAACAGGUCAAGGUCAAGGUCGUUUUGGAACAGGUCAAGGUCGUUCUCAAGGUCGCACUAAGAAUUAUCCUGGCAACCAAGUGUUUGGCAGAAGGGCACAACCAAGCCGCUCUGGGAAGUUAUCUAUCAAAGAUGUGUUUGGACAGCCACCCGUUGACGUGUCAGGGCAGGGCAGUUCAGAAGCAGUGGAACGGAGCGAAGAAGUGUCUAAAUUUAGGGGGAAGAGUUCAGAGGAUAGGCCGACAGACAUUAUUACAGAUUUAACGACAGAUGAUCCGGGACAGGGAGAGGGAGUAACGAAGGCUGGAGGACAGGAAAGUGAGCUGCGUCAAAGAGAGAGCGAGAUUCACACUGAGGAAGAAGGGGAAUCACAAUCGAAAGAGAAAAUUAAAGAAAAUUCGCUCUGGGGAAGUCAAGGUAUUGAGAAGGCAUCAACUGAGGAAAACACUGAGAAAUUAGGAACACCGCAGACACCAGGAGGGGACAUUGAUAGUGUUAGUACACCAAUGAGAACGACAAGACUAACUGAGGCAAACACUCCUAAAGCAAAGACACUAAUAACUCCAACUGAUGACCUCAGUAAGGGAAAGACAGUCACUGAACAAGUGGAAACAAACACUGCUGGAGUGGGAACACUGAUGACUCCAACGGAGGGCCUCGAUAAAGUUUCCACACCAAUCACAACCACAAAACCUACUGAAGUAAACACUCCUCAAGUGAAAACACCAAUUACUCCAACAGAGGCCGUGGACAGAGUAAGGACGCGGAGAACACCAAAAAAAGAAUCUAAGGAAAACACCACUAAAGUGAGAACACCAAGGACUCCAACAGAGGAAUUCGAUGCAACUAGGACACUGAGUACGAAAACAAUGUUGACUGAUGCAAACACUGCUAAACAGGGAACACCAAUGACUCCAACAGAGGUCUUCCAUAAAACUCCAGAAUCUACGACAGAUGAAAAUGAGGCUAACACUCCUAAAGUGAAUACACCAAGAACUCAAGCAGAGGACAUCAGUGGUGUUACAACAAAGAGUACAACCACAACAGAGGUGAACACUCCUAAAGUGAAUACACCAAAAACUCAAGCAGAGGACAUCAGUGGUGUUAAAACACAGAGUACAACCACAACAGAGGUGAACACUCCUAAAGUGAAUACACCAAGAACUCAAGCAGAGGACAUCAGUGGUGUUACAACACAGAGUACAACCACAACAGAGGUGAACACUCCUAAAGUGAAUACACCAAGAACUCAAGCAGAGGACAUCAGUGGUGUUACAACACAGAGUACAACCACAACAGAGGUGAACACUCCUAAAUUGACAACACAAAUUUCUCCGACAGAACGUGUAAAGACAAUAAGAACACCGAAAGGACGACGGCGAAAAGUUCGAUUUUGGAUGCAGAAAUCGAGAAAAAUCGAGAAAAAAAAAGUACAGUUUGAACCGAAGUCAGAGGAGCAAUGUCCAGAGGGAUAUGACAUGAGGGAUGGGGACUGCGUUGAGAGGACAUCGGCCUUGGAGAGCGCCCCCGCUGCUGUAAUCUGUCAACCAGGGUUCCUUUACAGGAAUGGCAAAUGUUUGCCGUCGGACCUUGUGCCAACUCGGUGCAGGAAGGGGUUCGCGUUGCUAGACGGGACGUGCGUCUUGACGGUCAAGGUCGUGACGACGCCCGCACCUUGUGCGAGGGGGUAUAUUUUCCGGGAAUGGAAAUGCCUCAAGGAAGAAGUCCGCAAGUGCGCGGAGGGUUACGUUAAAAAAGACGGAACCUGCGUCCCUAAAAUCAAAACUUGUGGUGCGGGCUACGAGUUAAAGAACGACUCGUGUGUUCAGAUUGUUAAAAAGUGCGAUCCCGGCUUCGACUUGGUCAGCGGGAAGUGCGUUAAGAAAUGUGGGCAAGGGUUCAAACGGAAGGACGGGAAAUGCGUCAAAUAUAAAAAACAGUGUCCGGUUGGUUACGAGUUUAAAGACGGACAAUGCAUGAUGGUUAAUAACCCUUGCCCACACGGUUACGCCUAUAUCAAGAACCGGUGCGUCCGCAUGGGCAAGGACGGCCCGAUUCCGGAUGAUUCCAACGAGUCGAAUGAGAAAUGCGGGCCCGGGUACAAGUACAUGAACGGUCGCUGCAUCCUGCGGAUGAUGCUGGGAGCGGAACUGCCGGAGGUCGAGUGUCCGGAUGGAUAUGAGUUUAAGUUUGGCAGAUGUUUAGAUUACGACGAAUGCCAAGGUCCGAAUCCGUGUCAGCAUCAGUGUCGAAACACGCGGGGUAGUUACGUCUGCACAUGUCCGCCUGGGUACAGGUUGAAUGCCAAUGGCCGCCACUGCGACGAUAUUGACGAGUGUGAAGAAUUAAACUUUAACUGCGGACCAGAUAAGAAAUGUAACAAUGUCGGCGGUGAUUUUGAAUGUGUCGAUCAUUCUUGCCCCAAAAAUUACGACCGAGACCCAGUAUCCGGGUUCUGCGUCUUGGAAUGUGACAAAGCGCCCCCUGGCUUCGAGUGUCCAGUAGGAUCGAGGUACGCCGACAUCCUCGACUUCAAGGAGGUGUCGCUGCCCAACGGCAUACCGGCAUAUCAGGAUUUAAUUCGUCUAAUCGCCUAUAACCAAUUCGACGUCCACCUUCCGCGCACGACGUUUACGAUUAUCGAAAAUCAUGACGAGGUCCCGUUCGGGAUUCGAAUACAGGAUGGAAAGGGAAUAGUUUAUACGCUUGAGCCUUUGGAACAUAGAAAGACUUACACUAUCACUGUCCGAGCACGCUCGUUCGAUCACCAAGAAACUACCGGACUUCGUUAUCAGACCACUUUCAUUUUACAUAUAUCUGUGUCGGCUUUCCCUUAUUAGUUAUGAAUUUUUCACCGAAACGUUGUAACUAGGAUAUAAAUAGUUCAAGAUGGUGUGAUGUCAUCAUCACGACGUCAUCAACGGGAAGAAGUUGUGUGAAAUUGAGUUGUGUCGAGACUGAGUAAAGACUAGUCUUUAUUGUUACUUGGUCGUAUGGAGUGCUUGUAUCUAAAAUGGAUGUUGGCCUGUCGAUGUAGUUUAUGGAGUGGAUAAUGCUACCUGUAAGUACAUUUUGAUAAAGAUAUUUAAUGGCAAACGAUUUGUGAGGAGCGCUGUUGAUAGGCUAGGAGACCAAAAAAAGUAUAAUUAAAUUUGCAAAGCCACCAAAACUUUUCUCCGCAAUAACAAUAGUUGGUCUCAAAAGGGAUGAAUUAUGCAUCCAUUUUGAAGGAUUUCUUAAUCUACUAACUCUUUCGCAACCGCACCCGGUAUAAACCGUGUCCGGUCGCAUGAUCGUAUGUCGCGGCAACAAACAUUUCUAGUUUGCGGGAUGCAUACGAUGGCUAUAGGACCUGAAACAUAGAUUAUGUUGAACGCGGUCAAAAGGUCAUCCUCCACAUAAGCACUUUACGUCGUGUAGCACUCGCAGAACCAUCAUUCUAGGACAGUGUUGUGUGACAUGCGAGGGGAACACCUUAAAGGGGUACACUGCUCCUUAAAAAUCUCAAAUUUGAAAUUGGAUUUGAAAAUUUUAAAGUGGGUAAAUACAUACUAAAUGUCGGUCUUAACAAGGCCAAAGUGUCGACAGAUAUACAAAUAUUAUAUAUACCAAGUUUCAGCCAAAUCGUACACAUAAUAACUGCACUGUGGCAUUGUGUAUAACUGCAUUUCUGUUUACCUGGACCACCAGUAAGUACGGACGGACAGUGUACUCCUUUAAUGAACAGACAUGGGCAUGAUGUUGUUGUGUAUAUAAGCAUGAUAAUACCCCAUCUAAGAUAUAUCGCUCAUCAUGGCUGGAUAACCAUGAUCAGACGUUUCUAGUCCGCUUAUAAAUCAUGAUGUAUAAACGAAGAGGUUAUAACACACAGGAAAUAAGUGAAUUAGUUGACAAGUGUAAACAGACAGUUAAGAACUAUGCAUUAGAUUAGAUUAGUGUAUUUCAAGGGCUUAGUGCACACUAGUAAUACAUGGUUCUUAUAGUUUACAGCGACACUGUCAGCAACUCAAAUUUUGCUCUUGUCAGCAACCCCAUUUUGCUCUUGUCAGCAACCACAUUUUUGGCUCUUGUCAGCAACUCAAGUUUGGCACUCGUCAGCAACUCAAGUUUGCUCUCCUCAGCAACUUAAGUUUGGCUCUUGUCAGCAACUCAAGGUUUGCUUUUGUCAGCAAAUCAAUUUGUGCUCUCGUCAGCAAAUAAAUUUUGUUAAAAGUGCACUUAUGUCCUGUGUGCUUUCACCCCUUCAGUGGUUGCAUAAUAUCUUUCUGUAUUAGUAAACAGGCUUCUAUCAACACUGAAAUAUGUAGUGUGGGAUCGAUAACCUUUUUUGCUGUUGUAUUGUUGUACAGGGUGACUCAAAAGGAAUGUUGAAUUAAACUUUACUUCGCUACUCAGCAUUUAAGUGACAAUUUCUUUAAUGCAUUGAUAGACAGUAGAUGUGGUCCUGUGAUGUCACAACUCAAUAAAUGCAAUGUGGCAUUGUGUCAAUUCAUAGUCAGAGCUCCUGUUGAGUGUUAUUUUUGACAAAGAAAUUACGCAAAGCAGUCCGUCAUAUCAAAGUCGGUUUAAGCUAUCAGAAUUUGCUCAGUGAAGGGUUAAUACCAACAGUACUGAUACUAAGCAAGAACCUAGAAAUAAGAUAUAUUUUAGGUUGUAGAUGAUCAAGGGAUCCAAUCAAUGCCUAAAACUUCGCUUUCUUCAGAUCUAGUUGAACAUUCUUUUUGGAACACUCUUUAUAUGUGUUUGUAUUUUUGAUUUCAUUGCAAGUUUGUUUUUGACAAUUUCUUCGAACGAAUGAUGCACUUUAAAUUUAGUUUGGCAUGUUUGGUGUUGUAUUAUACCAGAUGUAUAUUAAUUGCUUUAAUCAUGAAUAAACAAUUUUAUAUAUCAACUUUAAUUAAGACACUUCAGUUAAUUUGAAGAUUUGAAUGGUGCGAGUUAAAAAUAGUUUGGUGCUAUAUAGUAUACUAGGUGCAGAUUAAUUUUCUUAAUCAUGAAUGAUAUUUGUUUUAGUCGUUUUAUUGCACUGUCUCAUCCGGAUCUUUUCACUUUCAAACGGGUUAGCUGUUAGCAGCUAAUUGUUUUCAAUUAUUUCACCCAGACAUGUAGUAAGUUAGAAUUAGAAAGAGCACCGGCCAAAAGGGUUGCCAAAGUUAACACAAUGAUGAUGAUGAUGAUGAUGAUGAUGAUGAUGAGGAGGAGGAUGAAUGGUUUGCAAGAGAUAAGCUGUGUUGUAUUUUAUGAACUUAGAGCGGUUCCUAACUGUUGAAACAGUCAAUAGAUCGGUUCCCAACUUUAAUUGAUGUAUCGCUGAAACAGUCAAUAGAUCGGUUCCAACUGUAAUUGAUGUAUUGUUGAAACAGUCAGUAGAUCGGUUCCAAACUGUAAAUGAUGUAUCACUGAAACAGUCAAUAGAUCGGUUCCCAACUGUAAUUGAUGUAUCACUGAAACAGUCAAUAGAUCGGUUCCCAACUGUUAUUGAUGUAUCACUGAAACAGUCAAUAGAUCGGUUCCCAACUGUUAUUGAUGUAUCGUUGAAACAGUCAAUAGAUCGGUUCCAAACUGUAAAUGAUGUAUCAUUGAAACAGUCAAUAGAUCAGUUCCCAACUGUAAUUGAUGUAUCGUUGAAACGGUCAGUAGAUCGGUUCCAAACUGUAAAUGAUGUAUUUUUGCAACAGUCAAUAGAUCGGUUCCCAACUGUUAUUGAUGUAUCGUUGAAACAGUCAAUAGAUCGGUUCCCAACUGUAAUCGAUGUAUCACUGAAACAGUCAAUAGAUCGGUUCCCAACUGUAAUUGAUGUAUCGUUGAAACAGUCAGUAGAUCGGUUCCAAACUGUAAAUGAUGUAUUUUUGCAACAGUCAAUAGAUCGGUUCCCAACUGUUAUUGAUGUAUCGCUGAAACAGUCAAUAGAUCGGUUCCCAACUGUAAUUGAUGUAUCGCUGAAACAGUCAAUCGAUCGGUUCCAAACUGUAAAUGAUGUAUUUUUGCAACAGUCAAUAGAUCGGUUCCAAACUGUAAAUGACUUCCUGGUUAAACAGUAGACCAGUUGCCUUCUUACUCGCCUCUGUAAUCUGGACACCCCUUUGUUAAUGACAGGUUUUGUCAGUGCAGGUAUGUUCACUAUAGAGGGGUUCGACUGAUUUCACACUGCACAUCUCAAACCCAGAAUAUGAAGUAUCCGACUACAGCAGCCAAUCUUUGCCGAUUAUGAUUAAAAAAGUAAUAUGGAUUAAAUA